UCAAAAGCUUAAGAAAAAUUCGGCUACAAUUUGAGUGAAAUUGAGUAAAACUAUCUAAUUUGAACUUUAUUUCAUUUAUUUGAAACAUUUUUUGAAAUUAACUUUCUUUUUAUUUAUUUUCGAUCAAGUAAAUAAUCAUACCCAAUUGAGUUUUAAAAACCAAAGCUGAGAGGUCAAGCUUGGAUGGUUUUCUGCCCAGCGCCCUUUAGCCUAAUGGCAGGUUUGUUAGCCGAAAUUCCCUUUAUCCAAUCAAAACUGCUCUUCAUAUUGCUAGUCAUCAUCAACAGCCAUGCGUCAGUUAAUGCCCAAGACACCCCCACUCGGCAUUUCUGUCUCCUGCGCAUCGCGCCUCAAUGGGGAGACUUCCAGACUGAGCUGGAGUUGAGCAAGAUGCUCGGAGGCUCUGAGGACCCGACUCUGAAGGCAUCUCUCAAAGAGUCUAUGCUGAUAGGCAACUGUCCCAAGUUCCUGGAGGACCAGGACACGGAACACACCUAUGAGUACAGGAAUGUGGAUGGAACUAACUGCAUCUACGAGAGGAGAGCGGCGGCUCUGGACGAGGCAUACUUCGACUUCCGCAAAAACUACCCCAACAUGCCAGUGCCCAGUUUCUGCUGCGGUGGCUACAAGGGUGACUGCAGCGAGGAUGAUCCGACCUAUGUCAGGCCAGACACCUCAGCCAGAGCUCCCGAGGAGAUCCAGAACGAGAUCUGUUCGGCCAAACUGGCAGACAAGGCACUCAACCAAAUAGUCGCCAAUCCUCUGCACGACACUGACCCGUACCUGUCUGUGUGUGAAUCCAUAUCUCCCUUCCACUUACGAUCAUCCAAUGGACGCAUCAUGAUGUUCGAGCCCACUUGUGCGAACACAAAAUUAGCAGAAAUGGAUCAAGUGAUGACGUUUAGAGUGUACAAUGCACCAAACCCUGCUGACAAGUACUUCGAACUGGAAAUAGCCUCUACCCACAAAGUGAAGCUGGAAGUGUCAACCGGAAAAGCUUUCUUCUCCAAGUCUGGCGAGGCUUACCAAGAGGUCACCACCAACCUAGCAGUGAGCGAGCCGACAGUGGUGAAGAUUGCCAAACAGACCAGCGAUGUUCUUCGAGUCCAGAUGGGAGGCGAUAGUUUCCUGUUUUGGAAUCUGAAGGAUGGGUUCCAGCUGAUGAUCAAUAAGGACCUGGAGGUGAGAGGACUGUGUGGAGUCGCUGCUGACACGACAGAGAAGGACUUCCUUUUGUACCAGAAGAACUCAGAUUCUUCCACGUGCAGUGCCCAGAAGAACCCCGGCUCAGAGGGCAACCAGUGUUCUGGCAUGGAACAGACUUGCCUCAAGGCUCUGGACGUGUGCACCCAAGUGCACACUGGCAUCUUCGAGAGCUGUGCCGGAAGCUCCAAGGUAUUUACGGAAGAGUACGAGAAAGUAUGUGUGGAGUCCUACUGUAUGGUGGCCAAGGCGGCCAAUAUGACGAAACAGCAGAUCGCCGACAAACACGAACAGACCAUGUGUCAGACUCUGAACGCAUAUCUGUUCAAGUGUAUUUCCAAUGCACUCUGUGAUACUGAUCUACCUCAGUGUGCGAGUCAGUGUCAGGGGCAGCACGAGUACUACACAGCACUGGGCCACAAAGACCAGCUGGUGUGUGGGGUGGAGCCAGAAAAGUUCUACUCACAGCUAUCAGCCAGUGAUGUGGAGCACAGUGCUGGCUGUUUCUGCGAGGCUGGCUACUAUCGCCAGGGAGGGGACUGUGUUCCGGCUGAAGAGUGCAACUGCAGAUACAAAGGACAGAGUUACCCUCACGGACACGAACUCACCAGCGACUGCCAACAGUGCUUGUGCACCGGAAACGGAAUCUGGAAGUGUGAAAAGAAACCAUGUGAGCACACUUGUCACGUGAUCGGCCAUGGACACUUUCUCACAUUCGACGGAAAACGAUACGAGAUGGGAUCCAAACACGAGUUCAAGCUUGUCGAAGACAAGAUCAAGAAGGCAUUCCGAAUCACCACCGCCAGUUCGCACUGCGAGGCUUCUACAGGAGGAGACUGGGCCGGAUACGCGUGCAAAAAGGAGGGUUCCAUCAUCAUCUCGGAGGAUAUUUUCCAGGGCUCAUCGCAACAGCUGAAGAUCACAUUCAAGCCCAACCAUUUCUACAUCAACGGAGUGGCGCCUGCAGAAGCCGAUGGAUACGAUGCCUCUCCGGCUUUGAACGAAGUCCAGAGAUGGUCCAAAUCCUACAACACAGACUUCAACGACUGUUUCUGGGUGCACGUGGACAAGACUGGCAAGUUCCUCACAGUGACCAUCAGGUGCAAAGAGCGAGGAGAUCUGGUGCUCUGGUAUGACCAACACAACAGAAUCAAGGUCACAGUGUCCGACAGCUUCAUGGACACUGGGCUGGUCGGUCUCUGUGGUCCCUACGAUGGAUCCAAGAACAACGACGAGGUCUUCAACGGAGAGAGCAUAAAGACCGCUUCUGGUGUGUACGAAUACGCAAAGAAGGCUCUUAUCAACCCCAACAACGCCGCCAGCAUCGUCAAGCCAUCCGACAGCGAGGCUUCUUGCAGAACUAACCCCACGAUGACUUCCACUCGUGAAAACGCCUGUGAGUACCUGAAGGGUGCCAGUAGUGACCUGUUCAAGUGUCUGAACAAACACCUCGACUUCAGACCCUUCCUUCACUUCUGUCACGUGGACAUGUGCCAUGACCAGACACGAUUCGGAUUGGUCAACAGUCAUAGCUACAAGUGCACGGCCAUAGAGCACUACGUGCAACAUGCACUAGAGAAAUCUCUCAAGAAUAAUGAUCAGGAGUGUUUCCAAUUAGCCAAUGAGGAGCCGAAUUGGAGAACCGUGAUUGGCCAAUGUGAUGCGCCUCCAACCUGUGGCAGCAACUUGGUGUACAAAGAAGUAGUGGACGCCUGCUCCCAGGUGUCGUGCAAGGGCAUCACUGAAAACUCUGGAACGUCUACCGCGAACCUCUUUUGCAAGGACGCCGCCUACUCCGGCUGCGCAUGUCCAGGGGAAGGGUUCUACUACGACGAGGGCAGCUGUAAAUACAGAUCAGAGUGCCUGUGUCACUUCAAUGGGGGAUAUUAUGCCCCCAAUGAAACAUGGACAGAAGACGGCGUCCUAGAAUAUCAGUGUUACGGGGGAGUGGCUGUGAGUCUGAACUCGUGUCCGGACGAAGACAGCGUCCACCAGAGCGCCUUCUGUCCCAACAACCUCGUCUACAAACAAUCCGUGUCUUCGUGCAGGAAGUCUUGUUUCCAUGUGCGCGCCAAAAAGGGAGUGGACUAUGCUUGCGAGUCUAAGAUGACGUGUGGGUGUGUAUGUCCCGACGGAAUGGUGAUGUCCGAAGAUGGUUGGUGUGUAGAAGAGAACAACUGUCCCUGUCUCUGGAGGGGAGAACCCCAUUACACUGCAGAAACUGUGGACGACAUGGGCUGUGCGAAGUGCAACUGUUCCGGUGGUUUCUGGCAGUGCAACUAUGAUGAUUGUGAGGCCACCUGCUCUGCCUAUGGUAACUCCCACUACAUCCCCUUCGAUGGCCAGUCCUUCUCUGGCAAGGGAGACUGCGAGUACAGCCUCCUCCAGGUCAAAGCCAUCCAGUCGGGAUCCGACAUAUUCAAGAGCACGGUGCGACCUCUCGAGUGCGGGUCAUUCGGUCAAAUCUGCCACAAGGUCAUCACACUUGAAACCCUGGACAUAAAUACCAGACAGGUCAUCGCCGGAAUCGAACUGGGAGUGGGGGAGACCUCCCGCUCGCACCCAAUUGUCAAACUAGGAGGCAAUGAGGAGAUUGAGUUCACGGGCCAGAUUCUGAAUGCCACCGAGGAGCACGGAGUGUCGUUUGCGAUCAAUGACUACUUCAUGUCCGAGAUUCACAUCACACACCCUCAAGUGCCCGCUUUCAAAAUGACUCUCAGAUGGGAUGGAGGCACCCGGGUGCAAGUGAAAGUGCCACGAGUGCUGGCCAACAAGGGGGGACCCUCCUCUGUCUUCUCCUACAGUGGACUGUGUGGUAACUUCAACGGACAGGAGGAUGACCUGGCUGGGGAUGACCCCAAGGACGGACAGGAGUUCCUGGACAGCAAUGCUGUGGACCAAUGUGUGCCCAUACCCUAUGUGCCCACAGAGACAGAGUGUGAGAACAACCCGGAGCGAGGUGUGUGGGCUCGUGCACAGUGUGACCACUUCAUGGACAAUGUCAUGUUCGCCAACUGCAAAGACGCCCUUCCUCAAUUCGACCAGUUCAAGAGUGACUGUGUGAAAGACAGCUGUGACUGCGACAGGGGCGGCGACUGUGAAUGUCAGUGUAAGGUGUUCGAGGCAUUUGUGGCUGCCUGUCAAGAAGUGACGGGACAGAGGUACUCGUGGAGGGGCAUGGAAACGUGUCCUGUUAUGUGUGAUGAGAACGAGGACUACAAAGUGUGUGGGCCAGUGUUCAAGCCCACCUGUCAGAACAGAGACGCCUCCUCCAUCAUCUCCCCACAAGACGAAGGAUGCAUCGAGGGGUGCUUCUGCAAGGCAGGAUACAUCAUGGACGAAGCCACUGGCGAGUGCACCACUCCUGAUGACUGUUCCUGUGACGUCAUGGACUAUGACCAAGUGAGCCCAUACAUUGCUAACGGCGAGGGGUUCGACUACUUCUGCAACUACUGCAAAUGCAUGUCUGGUUCUGUGACUUGUCUGCCAAUCCCUGGAUGUGUGAUUGAGUGCAAACAGGACGAGUUCUCCUGUAGACCAGGACACAGUGAGUGUCUCCACAACGCCACCAUCUGUGACGGGAAGUGUGACGACCUCGUGGACUGUUGCGACGAAACAGACUGCGGUGUGUUCACGUGUGAAGAUGGAACCACCUGUGAUAACAGCACUGUAUGUUAUUCCGAGGGCGAGAAGUGCGAUGGGGUGGCUGAUUGCACCGACUUAUCCGAUGAGCUCGGUUGUAUCUGUUCGUGCGACGAUGCCUCCGACUUCCAGUGUGAGAGUGUGUCCUCCCAAGUGUUCAGCUGUGUCUGUCUGGACAGUGGCAAACAGUGCGAUAGAGUAUGCGACUGCGACUAUUGCGACGACGAGAAAGACUGCAUGUACUGCAAAGAGACAACCUACCACUGUAACAGUACCGGCUUCUGCUACCCUGACGAAAACAGGUGCGACGGGAUACCCCAAUGCUCGGACGGAUCGGACGAGUGGAACUGCGAGAGUACGACGACAGAGACCCCGACCACCACCAAGACUCCCUUCCAGUGCUCUGAGGAAAUGUCGGACAUCACGGACUCCAUGAGGUAUUCGGAAGUCAAGUGCGUCAAGGACUCCUUCCUUGUCCUUGAUAUAACUGAGGGAACUUUCGUGGAACAAGUGAAAGUAUCAGUUGGCUUUCUGAUGGACGUUAACUUUGUGGAUGUCUAUCUACUGAAAGAGGCAGACCAGAUAUCCCCAGAUGAACUGGCUGAUCCACUCUUUGCUGUUGACACCAGUGCCAUCGCAAGCUCCAAGGUCGCUCAAGGAUCUUUCCCGCCAACUACAUCGGAUGAGGCCUCCACUACCAAGGAAGUGUUGGUUCAAGUGCAAGAUGAUUUCCGAUCGCCCAUCUACUCACAAGUGCUGCUCAAGUUCGACAAGUCGUGCGACGAGGAGACAGGCGAAGAAAUCAAAUCUGAGCUGCUCGGAUGCUACCCUGAAUUGUUCUGCGGGGAGAUGUCCAGUCCCCACUCUGAGGAAGUGGAUGCACCAUGCACUGACUCCACAAACCCCCUCAGGGCAGUCUCAGAGUACCCGGUGCCAAUCGAAAUUGAGCAGAUCGAUGUUGUCAUUCCCUCCAUUGACUCGACCCAACCCAUGGAAGGCGCAAAGGUCACAGCCCUCUUCAAGAACUCAGAGGGCGAGCUCUUCUUUGUGCCGCAGGAUCUGUCAGCCGACAAUGUAUACAGCGGAAUUUUGGAAAACACCGACAUUGAGACUCUAGAGACUGCUGGUGCGAUGGUGAAGGAACUCAGAUCAUCGGCCACUUCGGACGAUCUCUACAUCUCCAUUGGGAAGAGGGGUCUCACUCUGUUCCAAGACACUGUCCAAGUGAUCCUCUUCUUCGACAAGCAGUGCUCAUCCAACCCUACUGCCCAACUCAACAUCACCGGAUGCUUCAAUGAAACUACAACUGCGUCUGUGACUUCGACCACUGAAAUUGUGACUACCACUGCUUCCGAGGCACAGGAGACGACCACUACAAUCAAAGUGUGCGAAGAGGGAAUGGAAGAAGCCGAGGUUCCCGAGGAUGAGUCAGUCGUGGACUGUGGCAAAUUGAUGGACGAAGAGGACGACGCUUUCAAUGUGGACGCCGAGAACUUCAAAGACAUUGAGAUUGUGAUCAACUUGCCUGAGGGUUCGGCCGUUGACGAAGUGAGUGUGGUGACAUUGACUCCUCUCGUGGAUGGCAGUCCAGUGGAGUUCCGAGUGUUGCUGGUGGAGAAUGAGACCUUCUGGUACUACAUUGGAAACGACGUGUCCGAAUUGGGACUGGACGACCCUGGAUUCGAGGAGAACGAGGAACAGUUUGAAACAGACAGGAAGGACCAGAGGAGCACGGCUACUGUGUUCACUCUGAGCUCUGGCUUCAUCCUUGCGAGCGAAGAAGAAUCAAAAGAAGCCACAAAGGUCAUCGUUGAAGUGUCUGGCUUGACAUUCGUGACCCCAGCAGUGACCGGAUCUGUCACCGAAAACGUCACUGAAGUCUGCACCAAGCUGCCAGACACUCAGUUGUUUGAUGUCAAAGUUCACGCAUGCGCAUCGCAGCCUUCAACCACUGUAAGCGAAGAAGUUUCCACCACAGAAUCUGAAGAAGAGACUACUACAGGAGUCGAGACAAGUACUGAAACAACGACCACUCCGUUCGUCUGUGAGCACGGCGAGGAGAGGAGCGUGCCAGUGGACGAAGAGAAAACCGAGUUCUUCCAGAAGAAGCUGUCAGACACGAGGUUCCAAGUGACGAAGAAAGCGAGCAGUUCUCCCGACGAUACUGACAAAGAGUAUAAAAUCGAGUCCCCCGAAUCGAAGGGUGUGGUGGCUAUAUACCUGGACGGAGAGGUGGAUAUCACCAGCAUUGAGUUGACGAACGAUAACGAAUUGAGUCUGCGACUGGUGUUCGAAGACGAAGAGGGAAAUAGGUUUGAGCUGAGUGCAAGCGAGCCACGAGAAGUCAUCCCGGUUGGCCCCAAUGACGACAAACUACCCACUAACUACUUCGAGACUUCGGAGAUGGAACCCGAUCUCAGUUUCUCAGAUGCACCCACUUCAACAGUUCCUGGACAGGAAGACUCCCUGAAAUUUGACUUCCUAGUCGUAGACAAGAACAUCGACACUAUAUUUGUUCUCUUUGAGGACAAGACGGGAUCGAACAAGACUCUGGAACUGUCCCAACUGGCUAUUGAAGGAUGUUUCCAUCCCAAGUUGAAGGAGUGCGACUCCUCGGAACUGCCAAUGUUACUGGAACCAGAAACCAUCUCGGUGGUCCAGGCCAGUCCAUCGUUUGUCAGUUCGCCGUCCGACGAAGACACUAACGAGCUAAAUCUCGGAUCAGUGUCAUCUGAAGUUGAAAAAGUUGUGCUAAUUGCCCAGCUUACUUCGGACGAAACUCUCUUGCCAGUCGUAUCGACUCUUGCUCUCACUAAAACUGACUUCGCUGCGUCUUGCUCCAUGGGUGAAGUACAAAUCUUGUUCAGCCUUCAAGAGGAAUCGGGCCCAGACUUCUCCGAAGUUGCUGAGGAUGGAUCUCAAAGGACUGUCGAUAUCUCAAGCUUUGCUUUGUUGACAUCAUCGUCGUCAAAUGGAAAGAAAUAUGCAGUCGAUUUCCGCGAUGCAUCUGACACAGCGUUUGUGGAUCUUGUCGGAAUCUUGGGUGCAGAUAGUGACGGACUGCCUGCGUUCAAAAUUGCAAUUGUGAUCGAUAUGUCUAACCCAGCGUGUUCCGAGCCAAAUCAGGUUGACAGUGGAAUUACUGUUGACUUCUAUGGCUGCGAGUACUGCUCAGUGAAUAGUGGCGAUCCAGCUUGCCAAUACACGACGGCUGAGUCCACGACUGCAGCAUCUACUACUGGAGAGGUUACACCGACGACAGCAGCGGAAACAACGACAAUCACGCCAUGUGAUCAAGACGAAAUGAGCACACUACCACCACCCACUAGAACAUCAACCACGUCGACGCCCUCCGGCGGAGUGAGUGAGCCUGCUGGUCCAUCUGGAACUACAGGGGCUGGCGGUCCAUCUGGAACUACAGGGACUGGCGGUCCAUCUGGAACUACAGGGGCUGGCAGUCCAUCUGGAACUACAGGGGCUGGCGGUCCAUCUGGAACUACAGGGGCUGGCGGUCCAUCUGGAACUACAGAGGCUGGCGGUCCAUCUGGAACUACAGGGGCUGGCGGUCCAUCUGGAACUACAGGGGCUGGCGGUCCAUCUGGAACUACAGGGGCUGGCGGUCCAUCUGGAACUACAGGGGCUGGCGGUCCAUCUCAAACUACAGGGGCUGGCGGUCCAUCUGGAACUACAGGGGCUGGCGGUCCAUCUGGAACUACAGGGGCUGGCGGUCCAUCUGGAACUACAGGGACUGGCAGUCCAUCUGUAACUACUGCGGCUGGCGCUCCAGCUGGAACUACUGGAGCUGCUGGUCCAUCUGUAACUACUGGGACUGGCAUUCCAUCCGGAACUACGGGCGCUGGUGGUCCAUCCGAAACCACAGGGGCUGGCGGCCCAUCUGGAACUACAGGGGCUGGCGGUACAUCCGAAACUACAGGGGCUGGUGCAACAUUUGGUUCAUCCGGAUCUACUGAGGCUGGUGCAACAUCUGGUCCAUCCGGAUCUACUGAGGCUGGUGCAACAUCUGGCCCAUCCGGAUCUACCGUGGCGGGCGCAACAUCUGGCCCAUCCGGAUCUACUGAGGCUGGUGCAACAUCUGGCCCAUCCAAAUCUACUGAAGCUGGUGCAACAACUGGCCCAUCCGGAUCUACCGUGUCGGGCGCAACAUCUGGCCCAUCGGGAUCUACUGAGGCGGGUGCAACAUCUGGUCCAUCCGGAUCUACUGAGGCUGGUGCAACAUCUGGUCCAUCCGGAUCUACUGAGGCUGGUGCAACAUCUGGUCCAUCCGGAUCUACUGAGGCUGGUGCAACAUCUGGUCCAUCCGGAUCUACUGAGGCUGGUGCAACAUCUGGUCCAUCCGGAUCUACUGAGGCUGGUGCAACAUCUGGCCCAUCCGGUUCUACUGAGGCUGGUGCAACAUCUGGUCCAUCCGGAUCUACCGUGGCGGGCGCAACAUCUGGUCCAUCCGGAUCUACUGAGGCUAGUGCAACAUCUGGUCCAUCUGGAUCUACGGAGGCUGGUGCAACAUCUGGUCCAUCCGGAUCUACUGAGGCUGGUGCAACAUCUGGCCCAUCGGGAUCUACUGAGGCUGGCGCAACAUCUGGCCCAUCGGGAUCUACUGAGGCUGGUGCAACAUCUGGCCCAACCGGAUCUAUUGAGGCUGGUGCAACAUCUGGUCCAUCCGGAUCUACUGAGGCUGGUGCAACAUCUGGUCCAUCCAGAUCUACUGAGGCUGGUGCAACAUCUGGUCCAUCGGGAUCUACUGAGGCUGGUGCAACAUCUGGUCCAUCCAGAUCUACUGAGGCUGGUGCAACAUCUGGUCCAUCCGGAUCUACUGAGGCUGGCGCAACAUCUGGUCCAUCCGGAUCUACAGAAGCUGGAGCAACAUCUGGUCCAUCAGCAACAACUGGGAUAGGCGAAACUUCAGGUCCAUCGGCGACUACCGGAACGGGCGGACCUUCUGGACCAUCAGGAACGACUGGAGUGGGCGGACCUUCAGGACCAUCAGGAACGACUGGAGUGGGCGGACCUUCAGGAACGACUGGAGUGGGCGGACCUUCAGGACCAUCAGGAACGACUGGAGUGGGCGGACCUUCAGGAACGACUGGAGUGGGCGGACCUUCAGGACCAUCGGCGACUACUGGAGCGGGCGGACCUUCUGGUCCAUCAGGAACGACUGGAGUGGGCGGACCUUCAGGACCAUCGGCAACUACUGGAGCGGGCGUACCUUCAGGACCAUCAGGAGUGACUAGAGCGGGCCAACCUUAUGAGUCAUCAGCAACAACUGGAGCGCAAGAGCCUUCUGUUCUUUUCGGAACCACAAUCACAUCUCCCGAUGUUGGCUUUAACUGCGCUGAAACCAAAGGGACUAUUUCAUAUGAGACAUAUGCAUACGAGGAGGCAAGUGAAGUCAUGGAAAUACAGAUCAAUCUCGCAGGAGUGUCUGCGAGCACCGAACUGUCGAUCUCUUUCACAGAUGAUAACGGUGACACGUUCUCGCUUUCACAGUCAUCGCAGACAGAGUCCUUUUUCUCAAGUGUGCCUGGAUCAUCACCUCAGUGGUUUGAUGCUGAAUCCAUCGAAGGAGGUUCCAUUUUCUUCUCAGACGAGGGUGCUGCCAUAGUCGUCAAAUCAAUCACAGUGGGCGUCAAGGGAUGUGAAGAGGGAAUUGUCGAUCUGUCUCUUGUCGGAUGCUACAAACCCACGACAACAGUUCUAUCCACCACCCCUCCUCAGCCCCCUUCCCCCUGCGAAGAGGGAAUGGAGGACUUCCAGGAGGUGCAGUCGGUGUCCGAUGGUGACUCAGAGGGUCUGACGAGCAGUGAGGACUGUGAAGUGGACAUGGAGGACGAGGGCAUGGACUACUUCGUCAAAGAGAUACCUCUCUCAGAACUCUCCCAAUUGACCGGCAUAUCUAUCUCGAGUGACGUGUCAUACGGAGUCGACUUCAGCAUGAACAUCCGAGUCGUGCUCGAGACGACAGACGAAGACGGCGACCUCGUGUACUCGGAACUGAGCGAAGCGACAAAUGAUUUCGGAGUGCCGACACUGGUUCCGAGCGCAAAACCAAAAACUCCGGAUUUCAAGAGCAAGGACGAAACUUCAGAUGCUGGAAUCAAGCUGUUCGGUGUGAGUGAUGAUGACAGUGACGGGGUCAUCGAAGUUCACUUCAGUGAAGAUGAUGCGGAGACUUACGACGCCACAAGGGUGUUUAUUGUCGUCUACCCGGACGUUGGCGUAGUCUGCGAGAAGUUCGCUUCAGCAUCCUAUUCGGUUCACGGAUGUGGACAUCCUACUACAGUUGCGACAACUCUGGGUGGCUCUUCUACCACCACUAAGUUCCUCUGCUACUACAACCCAGUGGACGACCAGACAGUGGAGAAGACUGCCGAUGAUGUCACAGAUGUGGUGGAACAACUCAUCGUGCCAGAGACCGAGUACGUGAUCAACGUGCAACUGUCCACUCCCCCCAAAGACCUGUCCAAGUGGAAGUUCUUCCUCAGUGGAGUGCAAGAUGGACUUGAGACUGUCUGGGUUCCCACGGUGAGCGAGGAGGGCUUGUUGCUGUUCGAGGAGUUGAACCCAACAGAGGAAGAGGCCGUCACUGCUGAUGUCAAGAGUGUCCUUGGUCUAACGAGUGUGGCACUUCCAGCCACAAAUGAGACUGUGAGUGUGACCUUUGAACCAGAGCAGAAGUUCGACGAACUGACCUUGAAGCUGGUCACAGAUGACCAACAAGAGGAGAGUGACGCAUUCUCGCUAGGACUCAAACACUACACCUGUCAGAACGUUGAGAAAUCCACUGUUUACUCUACAACUGAAAGCAGCACAACGAUGAUAACAACGAAACUGACCACAACUCAGACCACAGCCAAGAGCACCACCACCACUGUCAAAAUAUCCACAGUCACUCCCUGUGAAGAUACUAUGGUGGGGGCGGAGCCAGAGGUCAAGGACACGAUCAAGAACUGCGGGAAGAGCAUGGAAGACAACAUCGGGGGAGUCACCGUGGUACUCGCAGGAGCCGCAGAAGAGCCGGCAUACAUCGAAGUUGUGCAGUUGAGGGGAAUUGAGUCGCCUGACGAGGAGGAAGAAAACGAAGUGAUGUUGGCCUUCAUCACUUACGUGCCUGGAACUGACGGCGCAGAGAAAGAGAUCAAAUACGUGGAGUGGAGCGAACAGGAUGGAAGAUUCGUGGAGAGUCCAAUUCCGGCUACAAUCCCCGAGUCAAUUGUAAGACCCGUAGACGGAGUCUGGACCAUCCCUGUCGGUUUGGACUCUGACGGGGAAGCAGUGACAGCGUGGAGUGCCAACGAGAUCCAGAUCAUCGUCAAGUCAUGCGACGAGACAGAUUUGCAAGUGGCAGUAGUCGCGUGUGAAGAAGUACUGACUUCAACUUUGAAAACGACAGUCAUUCAGACUGAAUACACGACGCCGACUUCGUUCUCGACAACAAUGACAACCGCGUCCACCAGUGGAGCGACCAGUAAGUCCACGACGACAGUCACCAGUUACUCGCCAACUACUGCGACUCCGACCACUAGCGAAACGACUUUUAUAACGACACAAGUUACAACUCAAAUGGCAUGUGAGCACAAAGAUGACAUGGAGUGGAGCGAAACUUCCGAAAGCCCAUGUGACGAACCGAUGACUUUUGACGUCACUGACGAAAACGGCGACAGCGUCAUUGUUGAGGCUCUGAAGUUCGUCAACCUCGUCAGUAACGACACGGCUCCUGGAGGCGAGAAGUAUCCUGACCUCCAAGUCGCAUUCACAUUCCCCUCGUCUCCAGGUUCGGCAGAUACGACUACAAAGUAUCUUUCAUUCGUGCCUUCAGAACCAGUCCAAGUCAUAGAAGACGACAGCGAUGACGUCGUAACAGUUAAGGGAGUGUUUGCUCUCUCCGAAUUCCCAGUUCUUCUCGAAAUACCAAACAGUGUGGAUAAUCCUGAAGACAAGCCGAUAGUAUUGGAUCUGUCAUCAGACCUCACAGGUCUUGAGCGCAAUCUUGUGCAAGUGGAGAUCAACAGUUCCAAUUGCGACAAGCUGUUUGCCUCUAUUCUUACAUGCAAAAAAGUGCUCUCUACAACAACACAUGCAGCAACAACUGUCACAGAGAAUGAAGAGACUACUGCGAGAACUGAGCAAACUACAAUCGAAUCAACAGCAGGCUCACUUAGUACCACCGAAACCGUCACGAUAACUACAUACUCUUCAACCACAGGCCUUACAACAGGCGAAACUACUCCUUCUCCCUUAACUAGCGGAACUAAACCUUCUCCCACAACAAGCGGAACCACAACUUCUCCUCCAACAAGCGGAACAACACCUUCUCCCCCAACAAGCGGAACUACUCCUUCUCUCCCAACAAGCGGAACUACACCUUCUCCCACUACAAGUGGAACUACUCCUUCUCUCCCAACAAGCGGAACUACACCUUCUCCCACUACAAGUGGAACUACACCUUUUCCUCCAACAAGCGAAACUACUCCUUCUCCCCCAACAAGCGGAACUACACCUUUUCCUCCAACAAGCGAAACUACUCCUUCUCUCCCAACAAGCGGAACUACACCUUCUCCCACUACAAGUGGAACUACACCUUUUCCUCCAACAAGCGAAACUACUCCUUCUCCCCCAACAAGCGGAACUACACAUUCUCCUCCAACAAGCGGAACUACUCCUUCUCUCCCAACAAGCGGAACUACACCUUCUCCCACUACAAGUGGAACUACACCUUUUCCUCCAACAAGCGAAACUACUCCUUCUCUCCCAAAAAGCGGAACUACACCUUCUCCCCCAACAAGCGGAACUACACCUUCUCCCCCAACAAGCGAAACUACUCCUUCUCCCACAACAAGCGGAACUACACCUUCUCCUUCAACCAGCGGAACUACUCCUUCUCCCCCAACAAGCAAAACUACUCCUUCUCCCACAACAAGCGGAACUACACCUUCUCCCACAACAAGCAGAACUACUCCUUCUCUCCCAAAAAGCGGAACUACACCUUCUCCUCCAACAAGCGAAACUACACUUUCUCUUCCAACAAGCGUAACUACAACUUCUCCCACAACAAGCGAAACUGCUCCUUCUCCUCCAACAAGCAGAACUACUCCUUCUCCCACAACAAGUGGAACUACUCCUUCUCCUCCAACAAGCGGAACUACUCCUUCUCCUCCAAAAAGCGGAACUACACCUUCUCCGCCAACAAGCGAAGCUACACUUUCUCUUCCAACAAGCGUAAUUACACCUUCUCCCACAACAAGCGAAACUACUCCUUCUCCUCCAAUAAGCAAAACUACUCCUUCUCCCCCAGCAAGCGGAACUACACCUUCUCCUCCAACAAGCGGAACCACACCUUCUGCCCCAACUAGCGGAACUACACCUUCUCCUCCAACCAGCGGAACUACACCUUCUCCCACAACAAGCGGAACUUCACCUUCUCCUUUAACCAGCGGAACUACUCCUUCUCCCCCAAAAAGCGGAACUACACCUUCUCCUCCAAAAAGCGAAACAACACCUUCUCUUCCAACAAGCGUAACUACACCUUCUCCCACAACAAGCGAAACUACUCCAUCUCCUCCAACAAGCAGAACUACUCCUUCUCCCACAGCAAGCGGAACUACUCCUUCUCUCCCAAGAAGCGGAACUACACCUUCUCCUCCAACAAGCAAAACUACACCUACUCUUCUAACAAGCGUAACUACACCUUUUCCCCCAGCAAGCGGAACUACACCUUCUCCUCCAACAAGCGGAACCACACCUUCUGCCCCAACUAGCGGAACUUCACCUUCUCCCCUAAUCAGCGGAACUACUCCUUCUCCCCCAAAAAGCGGAACUACACCUUCUCCUCCAAAAAGCGAAACAACACCUUCUCGUUCAGCAAGCGUAACUACACCUUCUCCCACAACAAGUGAAACUACUCCUUCUCCUCCAACAAGUCGAACUACUCCUUCUCCCACAACAAGCGGAACUACUCCUUCUCUCCCAACAAGCGGAACUACACCUUCUCCUCCAACAAGUGAAACUACACCUUCUCUUCCAACAAGCGUAACUACACCUUUUCCGCCAGCAAGCGAAACUACACCUUCUCCCCCAACAAGCCGAACUACACCUUCUCCCACAGCAAGUGGAACUAAACCUUCUCAGACAGCAAGCGGAACUACACCUUCUCCCACAACAAGCGGAACUACCCCUUAUCCCACAACAAGCGGAACUACUCCUUCUCCUCCAACAAGCGAAACUACUCCUUCUCUACCAAAAAGCGGAACUACACCUUCUCCGCCAACAAGCGAAACUACACCUUCUCUUCCAACAAGCGUAACUACACCUUCUCCCACAACAAGCGGAACUACUCCUUCUCUUCCAACAAGCAGAACUACUCCUUCUCCCACAACUAGCGGAAUUACACCUUCUCCUCCAACAAGCGAAACUACACCUUCUCUUCCAACAAGCGUAACUACACCUUCCGUCCCAACAAGCGAAACUACACCUUCUCCCCCAACAAGCGGAAUUACAACUUCUGCUCCAACAAGCAGAACAACACCUUCUUCUCCAACAAGCGGAACUACACCUUCUCCCACAACAAGCGGAAAUACACCUUCUCCUCCAACAAGCGGAACUACACCAACUGCCCCAACUAGCGGAACUACACCUUCUCCUCCAACAAGCGGAAUCACACCUUCUCCUCCAACCAGCAGAACUACACUUUCACCCACAACAAGCGGAACUUCACCUUCUCCUCUAACCAGCGGAACUACUCCUUCUCUCCCAACAAGCGGAACCACACCUUCUCCUCCAACAAGCGAAACUACACCUUCUCUUCCAACAAGCGUAACUACACCUUCUCCCCCAGGAAGCGGAACUACACCUUUUCCCACAACAAGCGCAACUACUCCUUCUCUCCCAACAAGCGGAACUACACCUUCUCCUCCAACAAGCGAAACUACACCUUCUCUUCCAACAAGCGUAACUACACCUUCUCCCCCAGCAAGCGAAACUAAACCUUCUCCCCCAACAAGCGGAACUACUCCUUCUCCGACAGCAAGUGGAACUAAACCUUCUCACACAACAAGCGGUACCACACCUUCUGCCCCAACUAGCAGAACUACACCUUCUCCUCCAACCAGCGGAACUACACCUUCUCCCACAACAAGCGGAACUUCACCUUCUCCUUUAACCAGCGGAACUACUCCUUCUGCCCCAACUAGCAGAACUACACCUUCUCUUCCAACAAGCGUAACUACACCUUAUCCCACAACAAGCGAAACUACUCCUUCUCCUCCAACAAGCAGAACUACUCCUUCUCCCACAGCAAGCGGAACAACUCCUCUCCCAACAAGCGGAACUACACCUUCUCCUCCAACAAGCGAAACUACACCUUCUCUUCCAACAAGCGUAACUACACGUUCUCCCCCAGCAAGCGGAACUACACCUUCUCCCCCAACAAGCGGAACCACACCUUCUGCCACAACUAGCGGAACUAAACCUUCUCCUCCAACCAGCAGAACUACACCUCUUCCCCCAAAAAGCGGAACUACACCUUCUCCUCCAAAAAGCGAAACAACGCCUUCUCUUCCAACAAGCGUCACUACACCUUCUCCCACAACAAGCGAAACUACUCCUUCUCCUCCAACAAGCAGAAAUACUCCUUCUCCCACAGCAAGUGGAUCUAAACCUUCUCAGACAGCAAGCGGAACUACACCUUCUCCCACAACAAGCGGAACUACACCUUAUCCCACAACAAGCGAAACUACUCCUUCUCCUCCGACAAGCAGAACUACUCCUUCUCUACCAAAAAGCGGAACUACACCUUCUCCGCCAACAAGCGAAACUACACCUUCUCUUCCAACAAGCGUAACUACACCUUCUCCCACAACAAGCGAAACUACUCCUUCUCCUCCAACAAGCAGAACUAGUCCUUCUCCCACAACAAGCGGACUUACACCUUCUCCUCCAACAAGCGAAACUACACCUUCUCUUCCAACAAGCGUAACUACACCUUCUGCCCCAGCUAGCGAAACUACACUUUCUCCCACAACAAGCGGAACUACACCUUCUCCCCCAACAAGCGGAACUACACCUUCUCGUCCAACAAGCAGAACUACACCUUCUCCUCCAACAAGCAAAACUACACCUUCUCUUCAAACAAGCGUAACUACACCUUCUGCCCAAGCAAGCGAAACUACACCUUCUCCCCCAACAAGCGAAACUACACCUUCUCUUCCAACAAGCGUAACUACACCUUCUGCCCAAGCAAGCGAAACUACACUUUCUCCCCCAACAAGCGUAACUAUACCUUCUCCAACAACAAGCGGAACUACACCUUCUCCUCCAACAAGCGGAACUACACCUUCUGCCCCAACUAGCGGAACUACACCUUCUCCUCCAACCAGCGGAACUACACCUUCUCCCUCAACAAGCGGAACUUCACCUUCUCCUCUAACCAGCGGAACUACUCCUUCUCCCCCAGCAAGCGGAACUACACCUUCCGUCCCAACAAGCGAGACUACACCUUCUCCCCCAACAAGCGCAACUCCACCUUCUGCUCCAACAAGCAGAACAACACUUUCUUCUCCAACAAGCGGAACUACACCUUCUCCCACAACAAGCGGAACUACACCUUCUCCCACAGCAAGCGGAACUACGCCUUCUCCCCUAGCAAGCGGAACUACACCUACUCCCACAACAAGCGGAACUACACCUUUUCCUCCAACAAGCGGAAAUACACCUUCACCGCCAACAAGCGGAACUACACCUUCUCCUGCAACAAGCGGAACUAAACCAUCUGCCUCAACUAUCGGAACUACACCUUCUCCUCCAACAAGCGGAAUCACACCAUCUCCUCCAACCAGCAGAACUACACCUUCUACCACAACAAGCGGAACUUCACCUUCGCCUCUAACCAGCGGAACUACUCCUUCUCCCCCAGAAAGCGGAACUACACCUUCCGCCCCAACAAGCGAAACUACACCUUCUCCCCCAACAAGCGGAACUACACCUUAUGGUCCAACAAGCAGAACAACACCUUCUUCUCCUACAAGCGGAACUACACAUUCUCCCACAACACGUGUAACUACACCUUCUCCCACCUCAAGCGGAACAACACCAUCUCCAACAGCCAGGGGAACUACACCUACUCCCAAAACAAGCGGAACUACACCUUCUCCUCCAACAAGCGGAACUACACCUUCUACCCCAGCUAGCGGAACUACACCUUCUCUCACAACAAGCGGAACUACACCUUCUCCCACUACAAGUGGAACUACACCUUUUCCUCCAACAAGCGAAACUACUCCUUCUCUCCCAAAAAGCGGAACUACACCUUCUCCCACAACAAGCGGAACUACACUUUCUCCCACAACAAGCGGAACUACACCUUCUCCUCCAACUAGCGGAACUACUACUUCUCCCCCAACAAGCGGAACUACACCAUCUCCUCCAACAAGCAAAACGACACCUUCUCCCCCAAAAAGUGGAACUACACCUUCUCCUCCAACAAGCGAAACUACACCUUCUCCCACAAAAAGUGGAACUACACCUUCUCCCACAACAAGCAGAACUACACCUUCUCCCCCAAAAAGCGGAACUACGCCUUCUCCCCCAACAACCGGAACUACACCUUCUCCUUCAACAAGCGGAACUACACCUUCUCCCCCAGCAAGCGGAACUACACCUUCUCCUCCAACAAGCGAAACUACACCUUCUCCCACAACAAGCGGAACUACAUCUUCUCCCGCAACAAGCGGAACUACACCUUCUCCCCCAACAAGCGGAACUACACCUUCUCCUCCAACAAGCGAAACUACACCUACUCCCCCAAAAAGCGGAACUACACCUUCUCCCACAACAAGCGGAACUACACCUUCUCCCACAACAAGCGGAACUACACCUUCCCCUUCAACUAGCGGAACUACUACUUCUCCCCCAACAAGCGGAACUACACCAUCUCCUCCAACAAGCGAAACGACACCUUCUCCCCCAAAAAGCGGAACUACACCUUCUCCCACAACAAGCGGAACUACACCUUCUCCCACAACAAGCGGAACUACACCUUCUCCCCCAACUAGCGGAACUACACCUUCUCCCACAACAAGCGGAACUACACUUUCGCCUCCAACAAGCGGAACCACACCUUCUCCCCCAACAAGCGGAACUACACCUUCUCCCCCAACAAGCGGAACUACACCUUCUCCUCCAACAAGCGGAACUACACCUUCUCCCCCAACUAGCGGAACUACACCUUCUCCCACAACAAGCGGAACUACACCUUCUCCUCCAACAAGCGGAACCACACCUUCUCCCCCAACAAGCGGAACUACACCUUCUCCUCCAACAAGCGGAACCACACCUUCUCCAACAAGCGGAACUACACCUUCUCCCCUAACAAGCGGAACUACCUCUUCUCCUCCAACAAGCGGAACUACACCUUCUCCCCCAACAAGCGGAACUACACCUUCUCCUCCAACAAGCGGAACUACACCUUCUCCCCCAGCAAGCGGAACUACACCUUCUCCCCCAACAAGCGGAACUACAGCUUCUCCUCCAACAAGCGAAACUUCACCUUCUCCCCCAAAAAGCGGAACUACACCUUCUCCCCCAACAAGCGGAACUACAGCUUCUCCUCCAACAAGCGAAACUUCACCUUCUCCCCCAAAAAGCGGAACUACACCUUCUCCCACAACAAGCGGAACUACACCUUCUCCCACAACAAGCGGAACUACACCUUCUCCCCCAACUAGCGGAACUACACCUUCUCCCACAACAAGCGGAACUACACCAUCUCCUCCAACAAGCGAAACGACACCUUCUCCCCCAAAAAGCGGAACUACACCUUCUCCCACAACAAGCGGAACUACACCUUCUCCCACAACAAGCGGAACUACACCUUCUCCCCCAACUAGCGGAACUACACCUUCUCCCACAACAAGCGGAACUACACUUUCGCCUCCAACAAGCGGAACCACACCUUCUCCCCCAACAAGCGGAACUACACCUUCUCCCCCAACAAGCGGAACUACACCUUCUCCUCCAACAAGCGGAACUACACCUUCUCCCCCAACUAGCGGAACUACACCUUCUCCCACAACAAGCGGAACUACACCUUCUCCUCCAACAAGCGGAACCACACCUUCUCCCCCAACAAGCGGAACUACACCUUCUCCUCCAACAAGCGGAACCACACCUUCUCCAACAAGCGGAACUACACCUUCUCUCCUAACAAGCGGAACUACCUCUUCUCCUCCAACAAGCGGAACUACACCUUCUCCCCCAACAAGCGGAACUACACCUUCUCCUCCAACAAGCGGAACUACACCUUCUCCCCCAGCAAGCGGAACUACACCUUCUCCCCCAACAAGCGGAACUACAGCUUCUCCUCCAACAAGCGAAACUUCACCUUCUCCCCCAAAAAGCGGAACUACACCUUCUCCCCCAACAAGCGGAACUACAGCUUCUCCUCCAACAAGCGAAACUUCACCUUCUCCCCCAAAAAGCGGAACUACACCUUCUCCCACAACAAGCGGAACUACACCUUCUCCCACAACAAGCGGAACUACACCUUCUACCCCAACUAGCGGAACUACACCUUCUCCCACAACAAGCGGAACUACACCUUCUCCCCCAAAAACAAGCGGAACUACACCUUCUCCCCCAACAAGCGGAACUACACCUUCUCCUCCAACAAGCGAAACUUCACCUUCUCCCCCAAAAAGCGGAACUACACCUUCUCCCACAACAAGCGGAACUACACCUUCUCCCACAACAAGCGGAACUACACCUUCUCCUCCAACAAGCGAAACUACACCUUCUCCCCCAACAAGCGGAACUACACCUUCUCCUCCAACAAGCGAAACUACACCUUCUCCUCCAAAAAGCGGAACUACAACUUCUCCCACAACAAGCGGAACUACACCUUCUCCCACAACAAGCGGAACUGCACCUUCUCCUCCAACAAGCGAAACUACACCUUCUCCCCCAACAAGCGGAACUACACCUUCUCCUCCAACAAGCGAAACUACACCUUCUCCUCCAAAAAGCGGAACUACAACUUCUCCCACAACAAGCGGAACUACACCUUCUCGCACAACAAGCGAAACUACACCUUCUCCCCCAACAAGCGGAACUACACCUUCUCCUCCAACAAGCGAAACUACACCUUCUCCUCCAACAAGCGGAACCACACCUUCUCCCCCAACAAGCGGAACUACACCUUCUCCACCAACAAGCGCAACUACACCUUCUCCUCCAACAAGCGGAACUACACCUUCUCCCCCAGCAAGCGGAACUACACCUUCUCCCUCAACAAGCGGAACUACACCUUCUCCUCCAACAACCGAAACUUCACCUUCUCCCCCAAAAAGCGGAACUACACCUUCUCCCACAACAAGCGGAACUACGCCUUCUCCUCCAAAAAGCGGAACUACAACUUCUCCCCCAGCAAGCGGAACUGCACCUUCUCCUCCAACAAGCGAAACUACACCUUCUCCCCCAACAAGCGGAACUACACCUUCUUCUCCAACAAGCGAAACUACACCUUCUCCUCCAAAAAGCGGAACUACAACUUCUCCCCCAGCAAGCGGAACUACACCUUCUCCUCCAACAAGCGAAACUACACCUUCUCCCCCAACAAGCGGAACUACACCUUCUCCUCCAACAAGCGAAACUACACCUUCUCCUCCAAAAAGCGGAACUACAACUUCUCCCACAACAAGCGGAACUACACCUUCUCCCACAACAAGCGGAACUGCACCUUCUCCCCCAACUAGCGGAACUACUACUUCUCCCCCAACAAGCGGAACUACACCUUCUCCUCCGACAAGCGAAACUACACCUUCUCCCCCAAAAAGCGGAAUUACAUCUUCUCCCCCAACAAGCGGAACUACACCUUCUCCUCCAACAAGCGGAACUACACCUUCUCCCCCAACUAGCGGAACUACACCUUCUCCCACAACAAGCGGAACUACACCUUCUCCUCCAACAAGCGGAACCACACCUUCUCCCCCAACAAGCGGAACUACACCUUCUCCACCAACAAGCGGAACUACACCUUCUCCUCCAACAAGCGGAACUACACCUUCUCCCCCAGCAAGCGGAACUACACCUUCUCCCCCAACAAGCGGAACUACACCUUCUCCUCCAACAACCGAAACUUCACCUUCUCCCCCAAAAAGCGGGACUACACCUUCUCCCACAACAAGCGGAACUACGCCUUCUCCCAUAACAAGCGGAACUACACCAUCUCCCCCAACUAGCGGAACUACACCUUCUCCCACAACAAGCGGAACUACACCUUCUCCCCCAACUAGCGGAACUACUACUUCUCCCCCAACAAGCGGAACUACACCUUCUGCUCCAACAAGCGAAACUACACCUUCUCUCACAGCAAGCGGAACUACACCUUCUGCCACAGCAAGCGGAACUACACCUUCUCCCACAACAAGCGGAACUACACCUUCUCCCCCAGCAAGCGGAACUACACCUUCUCCCCCAGCAAGCGGAACUACACCUUCUCCCCCAACAAGCGGAACUACACCUUCUCCUCCAACAACCGAAACUUCCUCUACUCCCCCAAAAAGCGGAACUACACCUUCUCCCACAACAAGCGGAACUACGCCUUCUCCCAUAACAAGCGGAACUACACCAUCUCCCCCAACUAGCGGAACUACACCUUCUCCCACAACAAGCGGAACUACUACUUCUCCCCCAACAAGCGGAACUACACCUUCUGCUCCAACAAGCGAAACUACAUCUUCUCCCACAGCAAGCAGAACUACACCUUCUCCCACAACAAGCGGAACUACACCUUCUCCCCCAGCAAGCGGAACUACACCUUCUCCUCCAACAACCGAAACUUCCUCUACUCCCCCAAAAAGCGGAACUACACCUUCUCCCACAACAAGCGGAACUACGCCUUCUCCCAUAACAAGCGGAACUACACCAUCUCCCCCAACUAGCGGAACUACACCUUCUCCCCCAACUAGCGGAACUACUACUUCUCCCCCAACAAGCGGAACUACACCUUCUGCUCCAACAAGCGAAACUACAUCUUCUCCCACAGCAAGCAGAACUACACCUUCUCCCACAACAAGCGGAACUACACCUUCUCCCCCAGCAAGCGGAACUACACCUUCUCCCCCAACAAGCGGAACUACACCUUCUCCUCCAACAAGCGAAACUUCACCUUCUCCCCCAAAAAGCGGAACUACACCUUCUCCAACAACAAGCGGAACUACACCUCCUCCCACAACAAGCGGAACUACACCUUCUCCCCCAACUAGCGGAACUACUAUCUCUCCCCCAACAAGCGGAACUACACCUUCUCCUCCAACAAGCGAAACUACACCUUCUCCCCCAAAAAGCGGAACUACACCUUCUCCCACAACAAGCGGAACUACUACUUCUCCCCCAACAAGCGGAACUACUACUUCUCCCCCAACAAGCGGAACUACACCUUCUCCUCCAACAAGCGAAACUACACCUUCUCCCCCAAAAAGCGGAACUACACCUUCUCCCACAACAAGCGGAACUACACCUUCUCCUCCAACAAGCGAAACUACACUUUCUCCCCCAAAAAGCGGAACUACACCUUCUCCCACAACAAGCGGAACUACUACUUCUCCCCCAACAAGCGGAACUACUACUUCUCCCCCAACAAGCGGAACUACACCUUCUCCUCCAACAAGCGAAACUACACCUUCUGCCCCAAAAAGCGGAACUACACCUUCUCCCACAACAAGCGGAACUACAACUUCUCCUCCAACAAGCGAAACUACACCUUCUCCCCCAACAAGCGGAACUACUACUUCUCCCCCAACUAGCGGAACUACACCUUCUCCCACAACAAGCGGAACUACACCUUCUCCCCCAACUAGCGGAACUACUACUUCUCCCCCAACAAGCGGAACUACUACUUCUCCCCCAACAAGCGGAACUACACCUUCUCCUCCAACAAGCAAAAUUACACCUUCUCCCCCAAAAAGCGGAACUACACCUUCUCCCACAACAAGCGGAACUACACCUUCUCCCCCAACUAGCGGAACUACACCUUCUCCCACAACAAGCGGAACUACACCUUCUCCCCCAACUAGCGGAACUACUACUUCUCCCCCAACAAGCGGAACUACACCUUCUCCCCCAACUAGCGGAACUACACCUUCUCCUCCAACUAGCGGAACUACACCUUCUCCCCCAACUAGCGGAACUACACCUUCUCCUCCAACAAGCGAAACUUCACCUUCUCCCCCAACAGGCGGAACUACUACUUCUCCCCCAACAAGCGGAACUACUACUUCUCCCCCAACAAGCGGAACUACUACUUCUCCCCCAACAAGCGGAACUACACCUUCUCCCACAACAAGCGGAACUACCUCUUCUACAACAUGGGGAUCUACAACAACUACUAUGCGUUCCACCUCUUAUGUCAGAACGACCUCCACUGCAACUGAAACGUGUGCUAUUUGUUCUGUCGGUGCAGCAAUGGAUAAUUUGGUGGAUGCUUCGACUAUCAGUCUGCAGCUUGAGCAGUGUCAUGAGUCAGUGAAUCAAAUUAAACUACAGUUUGAUGCUUUGCCUGCAUCCAGCUUCAACUUUAAUAUCGUUGUUAAAACUCUUGAUGGCAGUUUGUACCUGGUCACCUUCUCAGAUUUUGGAUCCGGCUACACGAAGUUCACAUCCAAUCGCAAGAAACUAGCAGCUGCAUCUGGAGUAGAGUUCACGACUAGCACUGACCCCCUGCCACCUCCGGUUCAAGCUGCCGAAGCUGAAUUCGACGAAGGUACUUCGGUCGCCUUCACCUGGUCUCUGCCGACGCCAGAGGACGACGUCGAGAUCCAGAGAAUCUACCUGUACGUCAUCUCUGACGUGGCUACAGUUGCAGGACCAUCGUCGGCAAGUGUCUUUGUGGAUACCGGUGCUCUAUUGAACACCAGCGACCCUCUGCAUUGCUCUGACAGUUGCGAUGAUUUCUCGGACCAUGAAUGUACAAUUUCUACAACUGCUGAACAGUCGACUACAAUCCCAGGAACUACAACGGAACCACCACCAGUGUGCAUUGACCUUGAAAGAAACCUGACAUGUGGCGACUUCUUCUUCGGCUCGUGGAGUCUCAACUGCGACGAGAGGGACUUAGCCGCCCCCUCAAUCAGCAACAACUGCAUGAUGGAGUGUGACCCCCUCAACGUCACAGUACAUGUCUGUGCCGGAACAUGCACCCCCGAUGAGUGUGACGCGGGUGCCGGCAAGGAACUCGUGGAAGACAAGGGUCAAAACUGGUGUCAGUACACUUGUUUCGGAGCCACCAACCCUGAAUUGUGCGCUGCCGGAGCUUCCGAAGACUACGUACCUACAGGAUUGACGCCCGACUACAAGUGUGUAUGUGCCGAGGGCACAUAUUACGACAUGGUAACCGAGAGCUGCGUGUCUAAGGACGAGUGCUCGUGCAGUUUGCCUCUGAUGCUUCUGGACCGAUCAGUGUCAGCUCUGGAACUGGCCGCAUUCACCGGAUCAAAGGCGGCAUGGAAUGUGAUACAACUGUUCGCAGCUGAUGAGAUCGAUAUGGACGACUGUGCAUUGACUCCUGAACUGGGAAUACCUUGUCACUUCAAGUGUGAUGCGGGAAAGAUGAACGUGACUUAUGGAUGCAGAUGCAGCUACAACGGAGUAGAAUAUGGAGUGGGUGAGACCAUUAUGAACUUCACCGUUCCUGAUGCGGAGAUGAGCAAGGCGAAGGACAGCGACUGUAUGGAGGCUAUUUGUGCAGAUGAGUACGGAACAAUCGACUACAUAUCCUCCGAGACUGACGUCACCCUCGAGGAGUGCCAGGAGAUGUAUAAGGACGAGACAGGCACAGUGAUGAUACAACAAGAGAAGUGUGGAACCAGGUGUGCGCUGAUUGAAGUGUGCUGCGAUUUACACCACGAUGUUCGCAACCUCACUACUACAUUCGAAGACACCAACGAUGACGGCGAGUCCGAGAUGUUCCUGUGCGAAAGCAGCGACCUUGUUCCGAUCGCCUGGUGUGAGGGAGAGUGCGGCAGGAGUACCUCAAUCAUGGACCUAUUCCACGCCGAUCGGAACCCUGACGAGGAGUGCAACUGCUGCAAGUCGAAGGAGAUCAUCAAAAAGACAGUGGAGUUCAAAUGUUUGGUGUUCAAAACUGAACUUGUGUUGGCCAAUGACGGUAUGGAGUCGCUUCCAGUGUUGCGCAGGGAUGUUAUCGUGAACAGAGAUGUCCCGGUAGCACAGAAGGAGUGUCUGUGCAACAUGUGUGAUGAGGCUGAUAACGUGACCGUUAACACGGCCGAGACGGGAGUGGUGGAUGACUUCCGAUUCUCGUUCUGGGAUUACCAGACCGCGUCUCCAUUGAAGAAUUGUCGCUUCCAGUUCGACGGAGCCAACGUCACAUCCUCUGGAACCCUCUCAGGGAGCCAAUCUGUGGAUGUAGCUGUGGUCUACAUUGGCGACCAGUACUCUGUAGAUUGCCCGGGCUACUUCCCAGUGGAGGGCACGAUUAACCAACGCGAUAUCCAGCAGGGAUCCCACUACUUCGACAUGGUCCAGCAACCAGCUGAAAAUGACACUCUGUUCUCGCUGCAAUGGACGGUCGCAAAUGACGUUAGUCUGGAUAUCUACUUCAUCUGCGAAGACACUUUCGAGGGUGAAGCAAUAGUGCUGAAGGGAGACAUUGCCGCGGGCGAGACUGGGUGCGAGGGGUCUAAGGCCACAGUCUCUCACGACUCCAGUUCGGGAGUGAUAGCCGAAGAGAUUCUCCUCAAAAACACACCUCAGAAGGAUCUCAGAGUGCUCGUAGCCAGAUACGACAAAAUAAAUAAGAAUGGCGAGCAGGCAGAGAAGCCCACAGGCGCCAUUUUGAAGAGGUACAGUCACGAUGGCCUGGUACCUGGAUCCACAUCUAAGAUCAGCUUCAUUGAGGAGGAUGACAUCACCAUCAUCGGUUUCAUGUACGGAACCCGAUUCAUCCGACAGUCUGAAUUCUUUGCGUCGGCCAAGAACGACUACCUACCAGUACUUAUUGACUCGAUGGCUGCUGCCUUCGAUAUCGGACAGAGCUCCUUUGAUCAUCAAGCGAACGUCGAGGAGGUGUUCCACAAUGUCGAGGCCAUUCAAGAUGCGAACCCCUUCUUCGGAGCAUACGACUACUAGACGUGGAAAAAAGCCGCAAAGUAACAAAAAAAUGCGCGAUUAGCAAUACUAUUUUUCUAGGAUUCGGAAAUCGGUUAAAGAUUUAAAAAUACUUGACUGACUCACUCGAAGAAUCUGAAUCACUUGACUCCACAACUGAAACUGCCGACCUCAGUUAAAGAUUUACUGCACUAGAUAGAUUAAAGGGGGCGGUUACUCUACCAAAUUUUGACCAUAUGACCAUUGAAGACGAAUGAAUUGAAACUGUUGACUCAA
Messenger RNA from Symsagittifera roscoffensis, 27255 nucleotides. RefSeq names its product mucin-3B-like. Gene Ontology annotation, molecular function: protein binding. The coding region runs from base 184 to 27000 and encodes 8938 amino acids. The transcript has 71 exons. Lineage: Eukaryota; Metazoa; Xenacoelomorpha; Acoela; Convolutidae. The record is from RefSeq and is a predicted model, not a curated record.